Messenger RNA from Propithecus coquereli (Coquerel's sifaka), 880 nucleotides. It is a transcript of the gene PAIP2, whose product is annotated as poly(A) binding protein interacting protein 2. Bases 176 to 544 code for a protein of 122 amino acids. The record is from RefSeq and is a predicted model, not a curated record. Gene Ontology annotation, cellular component: cytoplasm. Gene Ontology annotation, biological process: negative regulation of translational initiation. Gene Ontology annotation, molecular function: mRNA regulatory element binding translation repressor activity. The transcript has 3 exons. Lineage: Eukaryota; Metazoa; Chordata; Mammalia; Primates; Indriidae.
GAAGUCACUUCCGGGCUGGGGUGUUUGUUUGGACUGGAGAAGAGAGGCGGCGAGCGAAGCGCUCGUCGAGCGGGGGAGCGGCGCUACCUGUAGAGAUCCGCGGAGGCCGACAGGAUUCGUUGGCUGCCGUCCCCGCUGCCGUGCACUGGGUUAAAAACGACAACAGACGCCAACCAUGAAAGAUCCAAGUCGCAGCAGUACUAGCCCAAGCAUCAUCAAUGAAGACGUGAUUAUUAACGGUCAUUCUCAUGAAGAUGACAAUCCAUUUGCAGAGUACAUGUGGAUGGAAAAUGAAGAAGAAUUCAACAGACAAAUAGAAGAGGAGUUAUGGGAAGAAGAAUUUAUUGAACGCUGCUUCCAAGAAAUGCUGGAAGAGGAAGAAGAGCAUGAGUGGUUUAUUCCAGCUCGAGAUCUCCCACAAACUAUGGACCAAAUCCAAGACCAAUUUAAUGACCUUGUUAUCAGUGAUGGCUCUUCUCUGGAAGAUCUUGUGGUAAACUGUUACUUUUUCAUCUUUUUAAAACCUAGCAUAUCUUUCCCAUAAGUGGAAAAGUCAGCUAAGAAGAGUUCUGCAUCUCUUUCCUCUUCACAUAUUUUGCUACUGCUUACAGUGGAAGCAGAGGUAUUCCAGUCUCACUUAUGACAUGGAGUGACUUCUGGCAAUACUGUGGAACUAGUCUUAGACCACUGUCAUACUUCUUGCCACUGUUUUUAGUGAUGUUGCCCUAAGAUACUUAAAUGUCUUAAAGAAUUAAAAAAAGACAAACCCACAAUAUUACCAUGUUACUUGCCUUUACAAAAGUAGCUUUGUGGAGAACUUUUGCUCUUUAAUCUUAUCCUAAACAUUUGGUGAAAAUAUAUUUUGCAUAUUUUUUACCUU